Phycomyces blakesleeanus NRRL 1555(-) is the source of this 5415-nucleotide messenger RNA. RefSeq lists its product as hypothetical. The record is from RefSeq and is a predicted model, not a curated record. Lineage: Eukaryota; Fungi; Mucoromycota; Mucoromycetes; Mucorales; Phycomycetaceae. Bases 1 to 5415 code for a protein of 1804 amino acids. The transcript has 16 exons.
AUGAGUGGGCUCACGGCAUUCCUUCAAACCGAGCUACUUUCUUUAUCAAGUGAGGCAAGACGAAAACACCCCGAAAUAAAAGAGGCAGCUGAGCGUCUAAGUGCCAUACUUCGCAGCUUCAAAGAGCGACCUGGAUACAGUAUAGCAAACGAGUUAUCGAAAUCAGAUGACGCUCUCAGACCAUUUGUACUUGCUUGCGAGACGAAGCAAGUCAAACUAGUGACAAUCGCCAUUGGUUGUAUACAAAAGCUUAUUUCAUUUCAUGCCAUACCAGAGACUUCAGUUCGAGUCAUAUUAAGAACACUCACAGAUAUCAGUGUUCAUGGUGUCGAGAUCCAGCUCAAAAUACUUCAAACAGUACUCCCUCUCCUUACAAACUACCGCAGUGUACAUGAUGAUAUCUUGGCAGAAGCCUUAUUGAUCUGCUUUCGGUUGCAAGAUUCAAAAAUAGCUGUUGUCAAUAACACUGCAGCAGCUACUCUACGCCAAUUGGUAAUUUUUGUAUUCGACAAAGUUGGAAAAGAAGACUUGCUGGGUUUGAGAGAAGAAGAUGCCAACCACGAGAUCCAAUUAGGUGCUGGAGAUACUAUUAAAUUACAUCCAUGCGCCAAAGAUGCAUUUUACCUAUUCCGUGAUCUUUGCCUUUUGACAAGCGGAGACCCUCCAGAAUAUCUGAGACUUCAUCAUCUCUCAAAGACCUUUGGGCUUGAACUAGUUGAGAGUGUGCUGGCUAACCAUUAUGCACUUUUUAAAGAGCACAAAGAGCUCAGUUCACUUUUGCGAGAAAGUGUGUGUCCAUUAAUCAUCAAGACUUUCUCGGAGAAGCAUGAAUUUCCUCAGACAAUGAGAUUAUCUCGCGUGGUUGAUAUUUUAAUCCGACAAUUCAAUGAGAUUCUGAUGACAGAGUGUGAAAUAUUCUUGUCAAUGUUCGUGAAAGUACUGGAGCCAGAGAAUCCAUUAUGGCAACGUGUACUAGCAAUGGAGAUAUUCCGUGGUGUAUGCUCAGAUUCUGCCCUACUAUGCUCUAUUUACAAGUGGUAUGAUCGUCAGGCAGGAUCUACUGACGCAUUCCGCGAUAUGAUUACAGGGUUUGGACGGCUGGCUACCGAAAAACCUCAAUUGAUUGGGGCAACGCAAGGUGGAAGAGAGAGUAUUGAAUAUGGGUCGGGUGCUGCAAGUCAUAUACACCAUAUGACACAUCCUAACCCACCCACCAGUGAUAACAGUGGACCUGGAUUAAGUGCUUCUGGAUCUUCAAUGCGUAUACAAUGUAUUGACCAACUUGACAAAGCUGAUCCACCUGUUAUCCCAGAAACCUACAUAUUCUAUUUAGCUCUUCUUUGUUUAAAUUCUAUAGCCGACGGUUUAGCUGGAUUUGUUCUCCCGAUGUUUUCUCCUGGAAAGAGUCUCAGUGCUUCAACUAAAGCUACGUCUGACGAAGAAUCUCGCUCAAAGUCCGGUUCCAAAGCUGAUACCACAGAUAACUCAAAGAUGAGUCUUGUCACAGACAUGACAAAUGUAGCAUGGCCAGGCUUAUUAGCCGCAAUGUCAUUUUACAUUUCUUCAAAUCUUGAUGAAGAACUGUUUCAAAAUACAAUGAGAUCCUAUCAAAAUUUCACAAACGUUUGCGGAAUGCUUGAUCUUGUCGUCCCACGCGAUGCUUUUUUGACAAAUCUUUGUAAAAACGCUAUUCCGCCCAGUCCUGUACUAUCCUCUGGUUUCUUUUCUGGAAAAAACACCGGUAGUUCUACAAGUAUUGCGACUAUUACUACAAACUCGCUCGCAGUGUCCUAUUCGGAUUUGUCUGUUCAGCAACAACAAGUACUGGCCAAUAUUUCCUUGAGCGAUAAAAAUUUGUAUAGUCUUCGGGUGUUACUCAACAUUGCGAUGUUCCUUGGAGGUGUUCUAGGACCCUCAUGGUACCUUGUUUUGGAAACACUGCAACAAGCCGAUCUGUUGUUGAUCAAUAGACCCAUACCAAAAGGAACGAACAACCCCCCAGGAUCGGCAUCAACAUCACACACAGUACGCAGAACAUUGUCAGGUACACCAAGUAAUGGCAUGAGUUCCGUUUCUGGACAUCAAAAUACUGCAACAGGACAAUCAAUGAAUAAUCAGUACAUGGAUGCAGACCAUACUGCCAUUAUCCAAACAUCUUUAAAAAGGUUAUUUGAUAAUAGCAAAUACUUGGAUAACGAUGCAUUUGUUGCCUUUACUACCGCACUUUGUCGCUUGAGUGCCGAGGCUAGUGGAGUACAUUUCUCGGGUGGAGAGGAAAUAUCGACAAGCAAGUCUUCCAGAAUUAAACUGUUCAACAAAACGUCUUUUGCGAUCGACCAAUUGUGUUAUAUCUCGACACUGAACAUGAGCCGACUGAUAAGCUCAGAGGGAGAUCCUGUCGCGUGGGAUCUCAUCAUAACGCAUUUAAUUGAUACGGCUAACUUUGCCUCUACUCCUGCAUCAAUUCGUACUCAAUGCUGUGAGGUGAUUUCCACCAUAAUAAUCACUGCCAUGAAUCAAAUUAUUGCAGAGCAAAAGGAAGCAGACAACAAAGCCCAGCCACGAUUGUUAGCGGCAUUGAGUCAGUGUAUCAACUACAGCGAAGAAAAGUCGAAAUCUUGGGAGGUUAAUAAUGAAAAGGGAUCAAGUGGUGUAAAGGCAUUUGGAGAGGUACAAAAGAUGGCACUUGAGACGCUCAACAAAAUCUUGGAGACUUCUGGCCACUCUUUUACCUGUGGUUGGGGUAUUGUAUUUGAUAUGCUCCGUCAUGUAACAGUCACUUCGACCGCCCAUCCAGACUAUACCGACGAGGAUGAUGAGGAUAAGAGUGGGGACGAAGACUCUAAACAUGAACGGGCUAGCAUUGAUACCACCACAUCAUCACUAGUUACUGCCAAUGCUGGGCACGCGAGUACAAACAACAAGGCAUCAGGUGGCCUUAUCAAGGUUGCAUUUACCAGCUUACAACUCAUAUGCACUGACUUUCUCUCACUUUUAUCGCCUGAUUGUUUAAGACAAUGCAUUGCCACACUUGGCUCAUUUGGGAUGCAAUGUGAGGAUCUGAACAUUAGCUUGACAGCUGUAGGUCUGCUGUGGAAUCUUUCGGAUUUCAUUCAAACAAAACGUCUGGAUUCCAUAAAAGACUUAGAGAGUGACACCAGUGAUGAGGCUAUUGAGAAAGAAAGCAUGAAUAUUGAUCUGCCUAUUACUGAUGAAGAAUCUCCUCAGGUGUUUAGUAUAUUGUGGAUGUUACUGCUUCUGCAGCUCUCACACAACUGUACCGAUUGGAGACCCGAAGUUCGUAACGGUGCCAACCAGACAUUAUUCAGAACAAUCAUGAUGAACGGAAACCUUUUGGGCCCUCACAUGUGGAAUGCUUGUGUCUGGCAGGUUCUUUUCCCCCUUCUUGAUACCAUCAAGAUGUCAGCAAUCAGGGCUACACGAAUGAUGCAAUCUGGAAAAACGAGCUUAACUACCUCAUCUCCUGAUCGAGAUACUUCUGGAUUUAUGCUCCACCACUCACGCGACACAGCAGACAAGCAAUGGGAUGAAACAAAGGUUUUAGUCCUCACUGGGAUAUCUAAAAUCUUCCGUGACUUUUUUGAAAAGCUCCAGGCACUCGAUAAUUUCAAGCAAGCUUGGUCUCUACUCUUGGCUCACCUGGAAGAUUCCUGUUUACGAUCCAGCCAGGAGGUUUCAUUAGCAAGCAUUAAGAGCUUCAAGAACAUAGUCACUCUCCCACCGGACGAUAAGAAUUUCGACAAAUCGAUUGUUAGCCUCUGGAGAAGUGCAUGGCGCUCUUGGGAAAUUAUUGGAAAUGGCAUAAUGAUGGUCCCAAGCACAGCAGAAGAAGAUAAUGAAGAGACACAAGAGAAUAGCUAUCGAAGCACAUUAGACUCCGAGCUCCUCCCUCUCACUUUGUCUUUAUCAUCAUCGAGUGCAGCACAAAUUUCAGAUGAUUUUACACAAGACACUUUAACAGCCUAUAUUAGAAUGUUUGUUGAUCUUUACAGGGUAAUUGCACCGGGAUUUAGUCUUGAGGACAUCGGGUCUUUGCUUGGCGUACUGCGAAAUAUGCUAGUUUACUCCACAAGUCCUGAAUAUCGGCCUGAUAUCGAUAAUCUUUCUCCGCUUCAGGAGGGUGUAUUAGAAGUUAUCCAAACUCUAGACAUGACAGUACCUGGGGUCCCACCUCUUGUCUUGAUGGACAUUUCAGAAUACAUGACUCUCGCAUUCUUGAGCCCACCAGAUGACGCCCAAAAAACAAAGGGUGGUUACAUCCCGCCUUCCCAACGUAAAUUUUCCACCGUGACCUACAUUGCCCUAAACAAAAGGUGCAGCACUAUGGUUGCACACUUGUUCAAGGCUCAUGUUAACAAUAAAGCCUUGUACACCGAGGGUGUUUUUGAGCGAAUUAUCGGGGCGUUUGGAUUGCCCAUGAAGCUCAAGUACGACUGCCCACCAUCUCACAAACAUGGCGACGACAAGACGCCUCUGUGGAAAUCAGCUACACUGGGAUUACUGGAUGUGCUUGAGAUGAUCCGAUCUGAUAUGUGUAUAUAUGCUAUAAUAUUGAUAGAAGUACCAAUUGAACGCUUUGUUGGUGUAUGGAGAGCGCUUGUAGACAUCUUUGAAGGAAGUCUAUUGUCUCCAAGCACGCCUCCAUCGUCGAUGACUAUUGAAGAAUUAGAUGUUGAUGAACAUUUUGAUAUAUCUGUCUUGAGUGUGAUACAAAAUGAUGUUGUUGUUUACAUGGGAGAACCUCGCGUGCCAAUAGAGGUUAUCCAAAAACUUGUGAAUGUUAUUCGAGAGAGUUCCCGCUUAUAUUAUGUGGAUGCAAACGAAAAUCAUCACCGAAGAGAAGAGGCAGAUCAGGAGAGCCCUAGAGAACUCAAAGAAGCCUACGGAAGGAAGAGUGCGAAUUACAGGUCGAGUGAUAUCAUUGGUACUACUGGUACUAUUGUGCCUGUCAUGAAGGAGUCGUUUGCUUAUGCAGCACUUCGAACUUUAUUUUCUCUCUGCUCUUCUGAGAAACAAGAUCAUCUGGAAGUUCGGAAGCGUAUAGCACAGGUCACUAUCCCUGUACUUCUUGAACGAUGCGAGACUAUCUUGCGGAACUAUACAGCCGAUGCGCCUUUGUUGGGAAGGUGUCCGUUUCCAAGGGUACGUAAAGAGGAGAUAAUAUUUCUUUUGCAGCAAUCUAUCCAUUUAAAGCUACAGAAAAACAUUAUCAAAGAUGAAAGUGAAGAAAAGGGCACCAUAAGACACCUGGUUUUGUCUGGACCAAGAGCCCACUUAUUCUAUCUUUACCCAUCCCUGUGCAAUAUGAUUUCAUGCGAUGAUGCGGUUGUGGUCGAAUUGAUACGCGAGUGUCUGCAAACUGCGGGAACAGAGAUGGGGCUCAUGUUACAUUAA